Platichthys flesus (European flounder) is the source of this 4365-nucleotide messenger RNA. It is a transcript of the gene exoc3l2b, whose product is annotated as exocyst complex component 3-like 2b. Gene Ontology annotation, cellular component: exocyst. NCBI's taxonomy places the organism in Eukaryota, Metazoa, Chordata, Actinopteri, Pleuronectiformes, Pleuronectidae. Gene Ontology annotation, molecular function: SNARE binding. The transcript has 15 exons. Gene Ontology annotation, biological process: exocyst localization; exocytosis. The coding region runs from base 342 to 2921 and encodes 859 amino acids. The record is from RefSeq and is a predicted model, not a curated record.
AGGAAGAGGAGCGGGCGGAGAGGAAGAGGAGCGGGCAGAACCAGACCCAGCAUCAGGGAGGAGAAGACGGAGAAGAGGAGGAAAGAACCAGCAGAACAGAGAAUCAUCAACAGGAACCUCAGAGAACCGGGGGAAGAACCCUGAGGAGGAACAGUAGAGAACAAACUGAGACUCAGUGUGGAACUACUGACACACACACUCACACACACACACACACACACACACACACACACAGACACAGUCAUGUCACAGUUUUGAGGAGUCGCAGAAUAAGUGUUCUUACACUGCACAAAGAGAAAAGAAGGUUCCACCCCCUCUGCCCCCCCUCCCCCCCACCCAUCAUGCCGGUCCUCAAGAACCUCCCGGUGCGCCUGAGAGGCGGCGGUCCGACUCUCGACAACGCUUGGAUCCUGCGCAGGAUGAGCCUGAACAUCACCCCCCAACGAAGCCCCUUCCACGACGACAGUGAUAAUGGCGACCACUGGUCACCUGACAGCUCGCUCCUGGACGGGGAGGUGCCGAGGGACAGAAACCCCUUUGAGGACGAGGAGGACGAGAAUGAGGCCAACGAAGGGAAGAAGGGAGGAGGAGGAGGAGGCACGGCGAAGAGUUCCUUCAAGUUCAAGUCUCCGCUGAAGAGUCUGGGAAAACUGGGGAAGACGCUGAGAGCGUCCGGGAGGAGCAAAGGAAGUGCCACUCCCUCCCCACAGGGGUCACUGCAGGGAACGCCCUCACCUGCAGAGAAGAAGAAGAGAGGAAGGAGAAGCUCUGAAGGAAGUCUGCUCAGGUUUGCAGGGAAGUAUCGUGACACCCUGAGCUCCUACAAGGAGUCGUUCACCAACGGGGAGCUGAACUGUCCCGAGAGCGAGAGCGACUCCACCAGCCGCCGCCUGUCCUUCAUGAAGAUGGUCGGCCUGGGGAAGCUGAAGAAGGAGUCCAUGGCCGACCACCUGUCUCUGGGGCCCGAGGAGCAGCCGGUGCAGGAGGAGGUGGUCGAGGAGGUCAAACCCCGAGAGCCGCUGUCAGUCCUGGAGAUCCUGCAGCUCGUCAAGAGGCGGGACCUGCUCCUGGCCGACUCCCACAUCCAGGAGCUGGAGCAGGAGUGUAACGAGGAGGACACCAGCGCUAGCGUGAAGGACAGCGAGCGCAGGAAGGCGAAGGACGUGGAGCUGCUCUACGAGGAGCUGCAGAAGGAGCUGUGGGCUGUGGUCAGGGAGUCUCUGAGGUCCCCCACCGCGGGGCCCAACCUGGGCCUGGUGGUUCAGGUGCUGCAGCAGGAGGAACAGGCGGAUAAAGACUGGGCCCUCAGUGGGGGGGCAGCCCCUGGGGGCCCGAGGCCUCGUCAGCUGAAGCAGAGGUGGAGGGAGGCCGUGGAGGAGGCAGCUGACGGCUCGCUGCCCCAGAAGGCGGAGUUCACGGCCGGGGAGCUGGAUGGUUAUCUGGGCCGGCUCCGGGCCCGGGUGGUGGAGGACCUGGGGGCCGCCAACAGGAACGUGGUCUCCAUCUACCCCGAGGAGUUCCAGGCCUUCCAGGUGUACGUGCAGAGCUACCAUCAGGCGGUGGCUAGGCGCCUGGAGGCCAUCACCGACAGCCAGCUGGAGAUCACAGACAUCUACUCACUGCUGAACUGGCUCCACAACGUCUACGACAGUGAUGUUCUGGGGACCGUGUGCAUUACGAGUCCGUUCAGUCGCUCACAGCUCAGCCCUCUGCUGCCCCUAGAGACCGUGGACAGACUGCAGCUGGACUGUCUGAACUCCGUCAGGGCGAAAGUGACCACGGAGCUGAGUCAGGUGCUGGACGAGGAGGAGAAGCGAUGGAUGGAGACGCUCCACAUCGAGGAGUUCCACAUCAAUCUGGCCAAGACUGUCAUGCAGCGGCUGCAGGUGGAUCUGGAGCGCUCGGCCUCCAUCAACCAGAGUUUGGGCUCCAGAGUCGCUCAGUGCUGCCUCAAUGGUCUGGCCGACUUCCUCUACAGUUUCCAGCGUAAAGUGGACAUGUUCCACGAGGGGAUGCAGAGCGGAAUGUUUGGAGACAAUGAAGACGGAUACGUGUCCAAAACCAUCGCCCUGGUCAACUGCUGUCCCCCGUUCAGGGGUUUCGUGCAGCGCUGUGCUCAGUGUGAUCCGUCACUCGGUGAGGACUCUCUGCAUCGAGCCAAUAAAGCUCUGGAUCACAUCGUUCAGCAGGGGGUUCGAGUCCUGGCAGAACGACUCUACCUACACAUCAGGCCGUUCUUCGAGCGCUUGGUGAAGAAGAAGUGGAUCAGUAACUCGGAGCCGUACGAUCAGAUCGAAGCGCUCAUCAAAGAUCACUUUAAGAAGUAUCACAGGAUGGACAGUCCCCCGUAUCAGCUGCUGGUGGCGGAGGUCCACCGCCGUGUGGUCAUGGAGUACCUUCGCUCGGUCAUGCGAGGCAGAAUCCUCUGCACCUCCAUGAAGAUGAGGAAGAGGAUGGCUGGACGCCUCAGGGACGAAGGCACACAGAUCAAAGUCCUCUUCAAAGACCUGGAGUCUCCGUCCAGCUGGUUGGACAGCGCGCUCGCUCACAUCUCAGAGAUCAUCCAGCUGGAGGACGUCCCGUCCGUCCAGAUGGAGGUGGGGGUUCUGGUCAGAGAGUUUCCGGACGUCAGGAAGAAACACGUGUCGGCCAUUUUGAACAUCCGGGGGAUGACUCGGCAGUCGGAGCGUCAGGAGAUCCUGAACAUCGUGAAGGACCUGGAGAGCAGCGACGGCGGCUCGGCUCGACUCGCCCGUGACCGCGGCCUCUUCUCGGAGGUGCCCGUCACCUCGGAGGUCCACUGCCUGAACGUGGGCCUGAGCCGCGUGGCCCUCACGGCCUCGUCCUGCUUCACCGCGCUGAGACCCCGCCGACGCAAAGCCCGCACGCCCGUCCAGGAGAACCCCGACGACCUUCUCUGAGAGGGGUCACCAGGUUUCAGGUCUUCUGUCUGACAGGAAGUGAAACUGAGGCUUUUGGUUUAGUUCUAAUCAAACUCCAUGAAGAGUCAGGAUUAUUGUCCAUGAAACCAUCAGUGCAAACAACAGAAACCAGUCGGAUCCCAACACGAGGUCGUCAGCUCAGAAUCGAACCGGAUCAUCGCUCCAACGUUCAUCAAUCGGGUGAACGUCGGAGACUUUCAAUUCAACUGAAUCAGUCCAACGAGAUCAGAGCCCCUCUCUGUCGUGUCUGUUGAAUUCCCCUGAUCUGAGUUCAGCAGGCGAACCCGAGUGGGACCUGACGUCAGCUGAUCACUAAAUAAUAAUAUUCAGAGGCUGGAAUCCCAGUGGACUCAUUUUAAAGCUUCACCUAAAUAUUUCCAAUCAACACACUGAGAAUAGUGAGUCAGCAGAUCAACAACAUGUGUAACGAAAAAGAAGGAGACAUUGAUAUGUGUGUGUUGCUGUUUCCACAUGAUCUUCACAUGUUUAACAGGUUCCACUUCCAGUUUGUCACGAAUCACCUGCAUCAUGAUUUUAUAUUUGAUGAUUUCAGAUUUGAUUUGUAUUUUAAAUAUGAGAUCAGGUUCAUCCCUGUUUGAUUUCUGGACUUUGAGCUGAAAGGCACUUUAUCAAGGGUGGACGAGAGGAGAGCAGUUCUCUGGACUGAGGUGGACUCUGGACUGAAGUGGACUCUGGACUGAGGUGGACUCUAGGACAAAGACCAGAACUAGAGGACUCAACCACAGUUCAGUUCAUCAGAGCCGCUCAUUCAGGAUCUGGACUGAGACAGACCUGCUCGCUGGUUUUUAUACUUCAGGGUUUCACAGGAGUUUGUUUUGGGGUUUUCAAUUUUUUGCUUCAUGACAGUAACUGCACAGUCGUAGUUUUAUUGUUGCACAGGAUAUAAGAGAAAAGACAUUUAAUCUAAGGUACUAGACAAAGAGUUGUGAGUCUCUUCAGCUGAUUGUGUAUUUAAAGCAUUGAUUUUAGCUCCAGCUCGUUGGUGUGAUGAGGUUUCUGAUAAAAUUCUUCAGAGAUAAAUGCAGGUUUGUUAUUUGUGUUUUCGGAUAAACAGACAUUUACUUCAGAAUGUGUGAAACCAGAGGGAGGGCUCCCUCUGCUGGUGAUGACCGACAUCACACAAUCUUCCAAUUCUACGUUUGGAAGAUCCUCGAAUCCGUGGUUUUUCAGUUUGUGAACAAAACUUUCAAUGAUCUUUUUAUUCAAUAUUUCCAGGAACAAUGUGCUGUUGGUUUGCUGCAUUCAAGGUCCCUCCGACCUUUAAGAUCUCCAUCAUCGCAAACCUCUUCCAGCCGACACUCAGACACACACUUUACACUGUGUGUGUCGAUCAUGUGUCUGUCUCCUGUUGAUGUGGAUGCAUGAAAUACAACUUUGUGUUGAGAAUAAAACAUCAGAUCAC